Carassius gibelio (silver crucian carp) is the source of this 1251-nucleotide messenger RNA. RefSeq names its product serine/threonine-protein kinase pim-2-like. Gene Ontology annotation, molecular function: ATP binding; protein serine/threonine kinase activity. Lineage: Eukaryota; Metazoa; Chordata; Actinopteri; Cypriniformes; Cyprinidae. Gene Ontology annotation, cellular component: cytoplasm. The record is from RefSeq and is a predicted model, not a curated record. The transcript is spliced from 6 exons. Bases 1 to 1251 code for a protein of 416 amino acids. Gene Ontology annotation, biological process: protein autophosphorylation; negative regulation of apoptotic process; regulation of mitotic cell cycle.
AUGGGACAGAGUACUUCACGAGUACAACCGUUUACGGAGAGCGAGCAGGUCUACGACCUCCCUCACAGUAAACCCCCAAAAUCCAGCCCCGACACGGCAGAGAAACAUCAUCCUCAUCGGCCUGAUGAGAAGACUGUGGAUGAAGGGGAGGGAACUGUGCUUCCCACCUCUCCUCUGAAAGACGAGAAGAAGAACAAUAAAAAGAAAGUGGGCCACUUCUUAAAAUGGUUCUCUUCCCGUUUGAGGAAAAAAAUUACCAAAAUCAAGAUCUCAGGUCAGGAUGAGAUGAAAGACCAAGAUCAGAAGCCUCAACAGCCCAUCUGCAGAUCUGUAGAGGUCACUGAUCUCGAGGAACCUCACACCAGUGUUCUUCAAGUCCCUCCUGCUGCUGAGCCUCUGGUGCAGAAAGACCUCCAAACUCAAGACCACGAUGCUCCAGUCAGUGUGAGAGCAGGUGAAGUGUCUCCUCUGAUGAUAGAAUUGGACAGCAAUGAAGUGGACACGAGACCUGAAGACAACAUUUGCCGCCGAUAUGCAAUUGGCAGCAAGCUGGGUCAAGGUGGAUUUGGUGCCGUCUAUAAUGCGACUCGUUUGGAGGAUAGACUUAAGCCUGAUCAUCCCAAGCCCCUUCCCAAAGAAGUCGCCCUGACAAUUCUGGCCAAUAAAGGCCCAGUGAUGGAUAUUAUUAGGCUGCUGGACUGGCAGGACCAGCAGAACUUCUACGUCAUUGUCGUCCAGCGCUUCUCACACUGCAUGGAUGUUUUACGCUUUGUGCAACGCAAUGGAGGCAGCAUCGAUGAGAAGUUAGCGAAGCUCAUCAUGUUUGGCGCAACACUAGCCGCCAGUGCAUGUUGUAGACGUGGAGUUUACCAUGGGGACAUCAAGUUAGAGAACCUGCUGAUAAACUUGGAGAACCUCCAAAUCAAACUAAUUGACUUUGGAUGUGGCAGUGUCCUGACAGAAUCUGCCUACACAAGCUUCAGUGGAACAGUUAUGUACUGUCCUCCCGAGUACAUACUGAAGGGGGAGUUCCAUGGAAAGCCAGCGACGGUCUGGUCUUUAGGGAUCCUCUUGUUCAGAAUGCUGUGUGGACACUUUCCAGAUAGUUACGACUUCUACAGGACCAACUUGAACACCUGGUCCAAACCUGGCUUGACAGAAGAAUGCUGCUAUUUGAUCUGCUCCCUUCUGCAGCAAAAGCCAGAACGUCGGAUUGAUCUGGACAGGAUUGUUUACCAUGACUGGUUUUAG